Molecule: messenger RNA, 2835 nt
Organism: Saccoglossus kowalevskii
Lineage: Eukaryota; Metazoa; Hemichordata; Enteropneusta; Harrimaniidae
Product: L-fucose kinase-like
Biological process (GO): GDP-L-fucose salvage
Molecular function (GO): ATP binding; fucokinase activity
Source: RefSeq, a predicted model, not a curated record
AUGGCCAAGCCGGCAAUGAAAUGGACAGCCAUCGCGCUUACCUGUCAAAAUAAAGAAACUGCAUAUUCAUGUCAGAAAGAACUAGAUUUUUUACAAAAGAAAGGCUUCAUUGAUGCUGAUGUACUCUUGUUAGCUGUAGAGGACCCAAAAGCUACCAUUGGUAGUGGUGGUGCAACGAUGAAUGCACUUCUUGUAAUAGCUGAACAUUUAAGUGCACGCCAGGGAUAUACAGGACGCAAUUAUCCAUAUGAUCCAUGUGGCCGAGCCUUUGUUGCUAUACCCGCAAUGCAUCAUGGGAGUCAAGACACUGGAUAUUCUUGUUUGAUGUAUAACAUUAAUAGUCUUCUGGAUACCAUGACAACCAAGAUUUCUCCAGGUUCCCCACCGGGUGUCUGGAUAUGCAGUACGGAUAUGUUUCUUACCAUUGAAUCACAAACUAACAUUGAUUGGGAAGAUUUCAAUGGUACCGGUAUAUGUGGCAUUGCUGUCCCAGGAAGCAAAGAAUACGCCAGAAAUCAUGGAGUCUAUAAAAUCAACAAACAGGCAUGUACUAUGUAUGUGGAGUUGUUAAGGAAGAGAGCAAUUGAUGGUGAUGUUAAAGAUAUAGUUUAUCGAGGAACAAAAACAGCAGUGGAAAUGUGUUCCAUGCCAGAUGACAGCAUUGCCUUGGUAACUGGAGUUGUGUUUAUUUCAGCAAGUGUAGCUGAAAAGCUUUUGGUCAUUCAUGUAUUGCCUCCAAUUGGUGGAUGUACAUAUAUGGGAUUAGACAGUGGAGAACAACCAAUACAGUUCUCGCUGUUCUUUGACUUUUUAUUGUGUAUGGCAAGUGAGGUUACAGAAGAUGACUUUGUAAAUGGCUCCAGAGCCUUGGCUUAUGGAUCUUCGCUAAGUUCCCUAUCCAAAGAUCAACUCAGGAGAAUGGCAUCUCUAAGACAAUUAGUAUGGAAGGAGUUCAGAGGAACAAAAUUAAAAGCAGUGUGUCUGUCAGAAGGAAAGCAUGACUACAUGAGUUUAUCUGCACUCACUCACCAUAAACAACAAAUUAUGUGUCCAAUACAGUUAGAUGAUGACAAAACAUGGAUUUGGAAAAAUGAUAUUUAUUCCCAUGUACAGAGUUCGUGUAGUCUGCCCGAAUCAAGCUUUGUUAUAAAUUCAAAACUUACUAAUGGUAUUAAAGUUGGAGAAAAAUGUGCAAUAACCCAUUCUGAACUUGAGGGUCCGUUCAUCAUUGGCAAAGAUUCUAUUCUCAAGGGUAUUGAUUUUGUUGCAUCUAAACAAAUGAAAGGACUGACAUUACAGGAUGGUAUCAUAAUGCAAGGGAUCAAUAUACAGCUAGGGGGACCACAAACAAAAGGCAAACCAUUUAAAGUUUAUACAGUCAUGGGGAAAUUUGAUGACUUAAAGUACACGAUGUUGAAAAAAGAAGAACUUGUAGCAGAGAUGCUGGGACAAGUGGACUCAAAAUACAGAGACGAAGACAUGGAAAAGUCAAUAAAAUGCUGUGUUGGAUUGGAAGGCACUGGACUUGUUUUGAGUGACACCGAGGAGCAAGAACAGGCGGAAAGGUUUUUAACAUGGGCAAGAGGGAUGAGUCUUUUGAAGGUGAUCACAGCAGAGGUACAGCCAGGAAUACUGACAAGUGGUAAAGCUGAGUUAAUAGAUAUAAAGGUGAACGCCAGGUACGGUCCUGAUGAUAAGAUUUAUGAACGCAAUCAAGCAUUCCGAAAAAAGGUUGCCAGGGGUAACAGUUUUCUUCACAUCACCAGUGGUCCACACACAUCAUUAUUUUGUAUCAUUUAUGCCCUGAAAAAAUUCACAGGAGGCCUUGGUGAUGAUGAUGACAGAGAUAGAGGGGAUAAUUUCACCUGGAAAAAAUAUUUCACAAAACCGAUGGAUGAGGCUGUGGAGAUUGUCGCAACAAAGAAAGCCAAUGGAGAAGCCGCCCAUUUCAGUGUACGAAGAAUAGGAGAUAGAACAGUUAUGUGCGGUGGUUCAAAAAAUGUUCACAUGCUUUUCAGAUCUAAAGGUGACAUUGAGAAAUACAGUGAUAGCAGAUACCAAGUAGCCAGAGAUGUAUGUUUAGCAAUAUGGAAUAUGUUACAAAAAAUGACAGAAGAUUGUAGAAAAAGGUUAUUCAGUUUUCUUUGUCAUAGUCAUUUCACUGCAGUAUUUGAACUUUUACGUCCAACAUGUCAACAUGUGGAAGAUCUGUCAUAUCUUAAAGAGUCUGAAUUAAAGUUUAUAACAUGGACAACAUCAGUGUUAGAACCUGACGAGGAUUGUGAUACUCAGCUUUGUACUGUCAAUCCACAUAUUGCUAUACAGAUUGCUCGAGCGCUAGGAUUACCCACGGUCGAUUAUGAAAUCAUAGAAAGUAGCAGAGUUGAUGAGCGAAUGCAGGCUGUGAGGAGAGGGUAUCAAUAUGAGGGAGAAGUAUUCUAUUUCAUAGACUCUAACAAAACUGUCAUUGGGUUACUAAAAAAGAAAACAAUUUGGUACAUCAUUGUAAGAGCAGUCAGAGAGAAAAUUCGCUCGGCUUGUAAUUCUUAUGAUAAAGGUGUUAAUUUCAAUAUUAGUCAACACACAAGAAAAAUCAAUUCUCGAUUAAAUGAGAUACAGCAAUGGUUAGGACUAGACGAUGAUUCAACAGAAAAUUGGAAGUGUUUAGGUACUGGUUUUCUUGAGUGGACAAUUGAGAGAAUGAAAAGUGGAAAAUUAAAAAAAGAUGAUGUUGCAAAUAUUUUUCCUGUGGUUUGGAAAAGAUUUUUAUCGGAAACUGGACAAUCAGAUCAAGUAUCAUAUAUAUGGAAAGAAACAGAAGAAUCCGAUGACUGA